AUCCGUUCAUGUGCCCGCCGUUGCCUUCAUGUCUCUCGCUACCUUGGCUACUACCUCUCCAGCUCUCUCCACCCCAACAGCGACGCCCAGCAGCGACCUGCGAUAGCAUACCUUCCCUGGUGUCAUCCCGCACUCUCCGCGUCUCCGCGACUGCGAGCACGAGCACGUCCAACCCCCACGAGCAACAUCCGCGCUACCCGUCUCGAACCGCCCAUCCAUCAUCACAUGUCGAUCGCAGCUCGACCUUCCCCCCUUCCUGCUUCCUCUCGCGCCGCCGCCGUCGUCCAGCAAACCGCAUCGCCCCCCCAAGCCUGCUGGCCGCGCGCGCACGCCACGGCGCCGACAAAGCCCCCCAUCGUCGCCCGAGCCGUCGAAUGAAUGCAACCGCUAAACCCCUUCCUUGCCGCCUUCUUCAAGAGCUCCGUCGUCGCCCAGUGCGCUCCGGUACACCAUCACAUUCUGCUCGUGCCCUUGACGGAUGUGCUCCUUACCUACAAGGAGACGGACAGCGGCUCCUCUCCACAAGAGGUCAUUGCCUCUGAAGAGUUCCUGAGCAGCCAUGUCCUUCGCAUCCCGACCACGAGCCCCAGCGCCGGCAAGGAAGCCACCCAGAAUCUGCGCGACGUGAGGGGCAAGGCCAAGCAAUUCUCGACGCUCAACGGCCGGACCGUCGUCAUCAAAGACUCCUUUGUGUACAGCAACAAAGGCUUCAAGGCCCUCGCACAAGCCCAGCUCCUGAACGAUGUCACCUGGUACCCCGACGUCUUCGAGCCAAGGCAAUGGCUGGUGUACUUUAUAUCAAAGCCCCUGGUGGGCACCUGGGAGGAGGUUAAGAUCACCCCCGCGAUCCUUGUCCACGGAUUGGGAAAGACCGCUGCGACGGAGCAAAGCAAGGCGCAAAACGGCGAGUCGGCCGAUGAUGCCGUGCCGCGCAAGAAGGACAUCAAGACAUUUCACGACCUCUUGAACAAUUUCCCCAUGAUUGCACGCCAGAUGCAGUCCGGCCUGGAGAAGCUGUUCCUGGAGUUCACGGCCGUUUUCGAAAAGCCUCUGCCACCCCCUCCAUCGGCGUCCAGCAUACCCGAUCCGCAGCCCGAGGGCCCGAUCAUGGCGGCGAUGAAGAGAGCCCGGUCCAAUAGUUUUACAGGACGCAGUGGUCGAGACAGUCCUGACAGCCUUCCCGUCACGGAGGACUUCUACGCUGAAGACGACGAGGAUGUCAUGAGGGCGUCCCUCGAGACGGCCGUGACAACGGCCAUUGACCUGUUCCAAAGCGUGGACAAGCAGCAACUCUCUCUGCUCGGUGCUACUACCGACCUCACUGGGCCCCUGGUUGAGAAGCUCAUUGAACGAUACGUCACCGAGCACGUUCAUCACUUGCUGUUCCCCAAGCUGACAAGCUUGAAACGGCCCGAGGACUUGGAGCUCGAAGCAAAGAUUCGGCAGAUGGAGUUUGUGGACAUCUCACAGCUUGGCAUCGCAAUUGACGGCGGUUCAAGGGCGAAGCACGAUCUACUCAUACAGCUCGGCCCAGUCGUGGAGGAGUUCAAAAAGAUUUCCCUCGCAAGGAGCCCGGUGGAGAUGAUGGACACACUCCUGACGACCAUGAAGACGGUAUCACAGCUCACGGACACAUCAAGACCGCAGGAGAAUGGCGAGCCAGCCACCUCUGAGAAGACCGUAAUGACGGUUAAUGCAGACACGCUGGUCUCCUUACUGCUCUACGUGGUUAUUCGGUCGCAAGUCAAGAACCUUCAAGCGCGGCUCAUCUAUGUCCGCAACUUCAUCUUCGUCGAUGACGUCGACAGCGGCGAGAUGGGGUAUGCGCUCAGCACCUUUGAGGCUGUUUUGACAUACCUCACCAUGGAUUCGGCAGGCUUGCGCAAAGCGAGCAGGAAGAACAAGGCUCUAUGGGAAGCCACCAAGCACGGUAACCUCAACGAUUUGAGAGACAUUAUGGAACCAAGCACCUCUGCUGUUACAGACGACGAGGAAUCAGAAGGAGUGGAUGCCCGCCAGUCCUCGCGCGCCAGUAGCCGGCCAUCAUUUACAUGGAGUUUAGCAAAUGACUCUUCUCGCAGGUCUUCCCUUGCGCUGACCGCGUCUGAAUACUUUUCGCAUGGCUCGGGAUUAAGCCAUGUGUUCCCAUUCCAGUCCAACGGUAGUUGCGAGGGGGACUUUCCGCCUAUGAAGCGAAUCAAGAGAGUGGCCAUGGACACAAGGAGUCUGUCCAGCGGUUCUGAAAUCUCGUUCCACUCGCGCACCGGGAGCCUUGCGACGUUAGGAAGCGCCCUCGAAGGCGAUGUGUCGGUGGAGAGGCUGGCUCAAACAAGCGACGCGUUCGGCGAGUCGAUAUUGAUGAUGGCGGUUCAGAACGAGCAGCCUGAAACUCUACGAUAUCUCCUGUCACUCUCCGGCUACUUUCCUUUGGAAGUGAUUCUGGAAGAUAUGAACAACGAAGACACAACCCUGCUUUGCGCCGCUGUCCAGCUGGGCAACGACGAGCUGAUCGACAUGAUCCUCGAUCGCGUCAGCUCGCUGGCGACGCACGAGCAGCUAGUCCGAUAUCUAUCCGAACAGGACAUAUGGGGUCGCAGCAUCGGGCACUACUUAUUCCACGCUCCGUCGUUGAUCACGCGCAUAGGCGGGCUGUUGCCGUGGCGGCAGCGCGAUAAGAAUGGGCGGACGCCACUGUUUGCGCUGUGCCGAUCGUACGAUCACACCGACUACUUCGACAUGGUGGAAACCGGGCUGCGCGUCGCACGCGAGGCACAGGGCGACAAGCAGCCGCUUCAUGUGGAUGAGCACGUCGACGGCAAGGGCAACACGCUCCUGCACAUCAUCAACGACCCCAGGCUGGCCAUGAGGAUCCUGCAUUAUUGCGACGUCGAUGUCAACGCGACGAAUGAGAAGAGGUUCACGGCGUUGAUGGUGGCUAGUAAGUACGGUCGGUAUGACAUGGUGCGGUGUCUCUUUGCCGACCCACGAGUCGAUGUGGCGGCGAGGGAGGCUCGCGGCCUCACGGCAGUCGAGCUAGCCAAGGACGACGAUGUGCGGAACAAAAUCGACGACUUGGGGCUGUUCAGCAUGCCAAUCGGCAGGGACGGUCGCAUCACGGGAGUUGUGCGCGCAUUCUUCGUGGAAGACGGCAGCGUGCGCCUCGUGUUGAAGUCUGCUGCACCUACAGACCACGACAGUUAUACGGUGACGACCAGCCGUCGCUCGCUCAACGACUUUGAGCAGCUGGCAUGCCUCCUGACUCUCGAGCACCCGGCGUCUUGGAUCCCGUCAAUGUCAGAUACGCGAUCACCGUUCCAGCUGCCGACGAAGCCGUCGCGGUCGCUCCUUCGCGACAUCCAGGCCAAGACAGACUGGUUCUUGAGGAUUAUGCUCGGUCAUCCUACUUUGGGCACUCACGAAAUGCUCUGGGAGUUCUUCUUAGUGCCUGAGCUGCAGCUGGACGCAAUGGAGGCGCGCACCAAGCUCAAGGUGGAGAUGAAGGCGGAGAAGAUCAAAGAUGAGUACGAGCCUGUGGAGGAUGUCAGAGAGGUGGAGCAAUUUGCAAACCAUGCCCGAGAAAUGGUGAGAAGCGUGAGCUACUCAACCAAGAGCGUCGCUCGGCGCGCGAACGGUCUUGGGCAAAGCUCAUCUGAUCUGUACGACUCCAUGGUACUGCUCCAUCGCCAGGUGGCGGCUGUCGAGUUCUUGCCGUCCUCACAUGUCAACGCGCUGGAGGUAUACGUCAGGACCAUGGUGCCGGCGCAGUCCAGCCCUCAAAUGACGCUUCACGCAACGCUGUUGGCGAUACAGUCGACGGUGCAAGCCCUGCUGACUUCCCUGGGGCGACCGGCCAUCCUCAUCAGCCAAAUAGGCGCGGCGAGGCGGGAGGCGGACAGAAACGAAAGCUCGGCGGGAAGGUCCUCGCGAUGGCCGCUAGGCCUGCUGGACGAGACGAGGCAGCGGAUGCAGGACGGUAGGGAGCAGCGGGCCAAGAAAUCGCGUCAAGAGGCCGAGAGCCUCGGCCGGGAGCUGCGGUACACGCAGCAGACUGUCGCGAGCGAGCUGGCGGGAUGGCAGGACAUGCACGAGACCAUGGGCAGGCGAGCCAUCCGAGAAUUCGCCCGGGGUAUGGUGAUCCAGGAGCGGUCGAGGCUGGAUGGCAUGAUGCGUGCUCUCCGAAAGGUGCGGUCGGGCGACUGCGGGGCCGGGGCGAGGCCAGGCAUGGAAACACGACAGUCGGCGCUGUUCGCGGGGACAACAGAAGGCGAGGUCUCCCGACAGAACGGCGAUGCGGCUGAAGUGGCCGAGUGAGAGGUGUGCCUGCGAAGGGGAGUACGUGCGUCUCGUGUCAUACUCACGACAAUGACACGCCCUGGUUGGUGACUGCCCGCGCCGUGUGGUGCCUUUGUGGACGCGGAGGCGGCGAUCUGCUGCACGACACAUGCACGAAGAUGGAGUGCCACAGAAUCAAGGGCAUGUGUGUCGGUUGGGGGCCCACGGCAACCCAAAGACCAAGGACUAGAGUAUGCGUGCUGGCACGUUCCGCCCACGCCGUCAUGACGGCUCGAGUUCUAUGCUACGGUUUUACGAUGUUGAGUGUACUGCUGGGUGGGCGUUUGGGCGCUGGAGGCGAGCGAUGAUGAUGAUGACAGACGACUUUGGCCCUACCGCCCACGGCGGUGGAAGUGGCAGAGUUUCGACACGACGGCUACUGCAUUUAAUCAAUCAAUACAGAGUAGCCGCCUUGUGCCAGUGUGAUGAGCGAAACGACGCAGAUGCCGUCUCUGAUGCGGUGUGCAACGUUGCCCCUUGCCAGCCGGAGACGGGCCCCCAUGCGCAGUCCAUCACUGAGGUGCAAGGACAGUGGAUCGGCCAACUGGCUCCUGGUUGCAAUACAAGAGCAGCUGACUCGUACAGUAUACAGUAGUGCCGAGAUUCUGAAUGCAGUUGUUGCGAUGCGUCAUCAUGGUCGCCUGGCGACGAUCCGGCCGAACGGUUUCGAAACAAGGCUGUCCAAAGGGUCCAACGAGACACUGCCGACGAGGACGGGGUGAAACGCCAGGACGGGAAACAGUGGGCAGCCAGACGCAGUACGAUUUGUCGGCGCGUCGCCGUCGAGAGCGCGUGGCGCGCGGCCAAUGAUAGAGCCCCAGUUCGUACGCGCCGCGAAGCGCAACGAAGGCCACGCGAUGGUCCUCCCGUCGCAGACCGUGGCGGCUGGAGUCAGGAGGAAGAAGGGCUGACCGUGGUGGCUGUGCACAGACGGACGACGCCGACCAUGUCGAAUCUCCGCAGCCGCCGGGAGCCGUUUUCGAUAUACACCACAAUGCCACUUGCGGAAACAAAGCGAGGCUGGUGCGACGACGGCGGCGGGGGGCCUCCCUUGUUUCUAUAAGAUGAAAGAGCGUCUGGCUAAGCGCCAGGCGAGCGUCGAGACCCGAUGACCGUAGCCGCCGAGGCGAUUAUGACGCUCCCAUUGGGCGCCCAUGCCGCUGAAGAUUAUGCUCUACGUUGCUGCCGAGGGGGGCAUGCGACGCAGUAGGCGCCGCGAGCGAAAAAUAGCAUUCUGGGCGCAGGUACUACGUACUUUGUGCGACCAGAGACCGGCUGCUGAGUGCUGGGGCGGAUUUGACGUCGGGGGGCCAUAGAUGAUGGCUCGGACGAGGGGCGGCGGCCUGGUUCACGCGGUGCGACGUCGCGCAGCGCGGCCUCUACGGCUCUGCGUGCGACCCGCAGGGGUGACGAAGGGC
This is a messenger RNA of Purpureocillium takamizusanense, 5750 nucleotides long. RefSeq lists its product as uncharacterized. Gene Ontology annotation, biological process: early endosome to late endosome transport. Gene Ontology annotation, cellular component: plasma membrane; early endosome; late endosome. The coding region runs from base 379 to 4311 and encodes 1310 amino acids. NCBI's taxonomy places the organism in Eukaryota, Fungi, Ascomycota, Sordariomycetes, Hypocreales, Ophiocordycipitaceae. The record is from RefSeq and is a predicted model, not a curated record. The transcript has 4 exons. Gene Ontology annotation, molecular function: guanyl-nucleotide exchange factor activity; SNARE binding; phosphatidylinositol binding.